UAAAAUCUCUUCACAAAAGAAACCGAAAGUUAUGUUUUCACACCGGCAGAAUUCAGGGCAGCCCACUCACGCUUCAGACAUGGCGACGCAGAUGGCGGUAAAUUCAGGAGCCAGUCUGUGGGGGCCGCUGAAGGAGCUCUGGGAGGCUGUGGAAGGGGCCAUUUGGAGACGUCAACCAGAAAGUGUUCAUCUUUUAGAUCUGCAGUUGAAGAAACACAAACCCUACUUCCUCAACCUCUUUAAAAACCCACCGAAGAGUGCAGAACAGAGAGAGAAGGUUCGGAAAGCCAGUACAGAAGGCAUUGCUAUCCAGGGUCAGCAGGGAGCACGACUACUACCUGAGCAGCUCAUCUCUGAAGCCUUCAUCCUUAGUGACCUUUUUGACCUUGGAGAACUAGCCGCCCUCGAGCUGCUGCUGGCAGGAGAGCAUCAGCAGCCUCAUUUCCCCGGCCUGACCCGAGGCCUGGUAGCUGUGCUCCUUUACUGGGAUGGUAAACGCUGCGUGGCCAACUCUCUCCGCUCACUUAUCCAGUCCAGACAUGGGAAGACUUUCACUCUUGACUUGAGUCCUGAAUUGGUGAAUCUCACCACACGGUUCACAGAUGAGCUGAUGGCCCAGGGUUUGACCAAGCAAAUACUGAACCUGGUCUCUGACGUCAGCGUGACCCGUGAGUUUGAGAGGCUGCAGAAAGAGCGUGGCCUUGGCAAUGAGAAACACAGGAAAGAGGUAUCUGACCUCAUUAAAGAGUGCCGACAGUCUCUGGCAGAGUGUUUGUUUGCGUGGGCAUGCCAGUCACCGCUAGGCAAAGAUGACACGCUGGCUCUUAUUGGGCAUUUAGAGAUGGUGACCGCUGAAGCUGAUGGCUCUUUGGAUAGUGUCAACCUUGCUUUGGUCAUGGCAUUGCUCUAUUCCCUGGAUGUUAGUUUUCUGGAGCAAGGAACAGAAGAUAGAGAAGACCUGCUCCAGGCUUUGCCUCUGUUGACGGAGAAACAGUACGUGGCAGCCGUGCACAGUCGGCUGGUUGAGGGUCAAGGCUGGAAGCUUCCAGGACUGCAGGCAGUGGUGCAGCUGGCCUGGGCGCUGUCUCUGAGGGCCCUUUCACAACUUCCACAGGGUGCAGCUUUAGUGGAGUUCACAGAAGCAGAUGAGGCUCUGGCGGACCAGGCACUGUUGGGAGGCGUCUUCCUCUUUCUGACGGAGGGCGUCCUGGGAAGUGAUGGUUUCAGCCAAGAAGAAUUUUACACUCGGCGGCUGCAUUCUCUGAUUACUGAUUUCCUGGCACUCAUGCCAAUGAAGGUGAAACAGUUGCGCAACCGUGCCGAUGAAGAUGCUCGUCUGAUCCACAUGGCUCUGCAGAUGGGCAGCGAGCCGCCAUCAUCUCUUCGCAAGGACCUGGACCACCUCAUGAUCCUUAUUGGAGAAUUUUACAGCAAAGAUCCAUUUGAACUUGAGCUGGCUUUAGAGUUUUGGUGUCCAUCAGAGUCUCUUCAGCACACUUCACUCACUGGAUCUUUUCUUGGAGUACCUCUCCAAAGACCCCCACAUAAACAGGUGGUUCUCUCCAAGUUUGUGCGUCAGAUGGGUGAUCUGCUUCCUGCGACUCUUUACAUCCCAUACCUGCGAAUGCUGAAAGGACUUGCAAAUGGCCCUCAGUGCUCCCACUACUGCUUCAGUCUGCUUAAAACUAACGGCGCUCCACACGGAGAGAACCGGCAGGCUGGAGUGUCAGGCAGUCUUGUGUCAUGGGAACACUUUUUCCACUCGCUCAUGCUGUACCAUGAAAACCUGCGACGAGACGUGCCCAGUGCCGACAGCACACAAUACCGUCAUCUACCAAUCAGAGGCAUCACUCAGAGAGAGCUGGAAGGUCUCACUGCAUUCCUCCAGCUGCUCACCACGAUCAUCACCUGGAGUGAGAAUGCACGUCUGGCUCUUUGUGAGCACCCUCAGUGGACCCCUGUGGUGGUGAUGCUGGGUUUGCUACAGUGUAGUGUUCAGCCCGUCCUCAAAGCUCAAGUCCUUCAUGUUCUCGCUGCUUUUGGCAAAUCUCCUGAGAUUGCAGCCUCCCUCUGGCAGUCUCUAGAGUACACACAGAUCCUACAAACAGUGAAAAUCCCUGGUCAGAGACAGGCUGCUGGGAUCGAGGUGGAGCUGAAUGAGAUUGAAUCGAGCUGUGAGGAGUAUCCACUCACACGGGCCUUUUGUCAUCUGAUCAGUACUCUGGUGGAGAGCGCACUUCCAGUCAAUCUUGGAGCAGGACUGCGAGCUCCCGGCUUCCAACCUUAUCUUGACUUCCUGCGUGACUCUGUGUUUCUGGCCUUCCCCACGCGAGCCUACCGUCGCUCAGCAGAAAAGUGGGAGGUAGCUGAAGCAGUGCUAGAGGUUUUUCACAAACUUCUGCGAGAAUAUGAGCCCCAGCCUUCAGACUUCCUGCCGGAGAUGGUGGAACUUCAAGGAGAGCAGGUGCCGGCCCAUAAGCCCCCGGGGCACAGCCUGAUGUUCCACCUUUUGAACGACUCACCCACCCUCUCUCUCUGCCUCAACCUACUGGAGGAGGGCGCCCGCCAGCUUGACACAUACGCUCAAUUCCCUGGCAAGAAGCAGUUAGAGUCUGCAGUUCUGCACUGUCUGUGUUUGCUGGAGCUAGCCCUGCAGAAGGAGGUGACGUUCAUGGAUCUGCUGAGAGAAAGUCAAACAUCACUUCUUGUGUCUCCUUUGGAGCAGCUCCUGCAGGGCGUCAGUGCUCAGAGCAGAAAGGCAGAUCACAUCACCAACAUUGCUAGGUACCUGUAUCACAGCAGCUCCAAUCCUGAUGCUGCGUUCCAGAGUGCAAAGAUCCUGCGACGGAUCACUCGCUACCCAAACAUCCAGGCCAGACUGGUUGGAGACUUCACUCAUGAUCAGGCAGUGAGUGAGAGGUUGAUGGCCGGCUUUGUGGAGUGUCUGGACAGUGAAGAGGCUCAGGAAGGAGUGACCACAAAUGAUUCAGACUCUGAGAAACGGGUGGCCAGAAUUCGUCAUGAGACCAAGAUCCACAUCUUGAAUCUUUUGAUCACGUCCCUGGAGCUAACAGGCCCCAAUCUGGGCCUGUAUCUGCUUGGCUAUGAAGUCAAGAAGCCAGUUUCCUCCACUAACCUUCAAGACCCAGGUGUUCUUGGCUGUCCGCGGAGCUGCCUGCAUGCGAUUCUCAGUCUGCUUCAGAGGGGCAGUGACUCUCGCUCUGGACCUGGGCUCAUUAAACAGGCUCCUCAACUAGCUGAACUCUGCUACCAGGUGAUUUAUCAGCUGUGCGCAUGUCCUGACACCUCUGGCCCAACCAUGAGAUACCUCAGGACCAGUCAGGACUUCCUGUUCUCUCAUCUGCAACACCUACCUUUCGUUUUAUCAGAAAAUGAGAUCGCGGCUCUGUCUCAGAUGUCCUGGCUAAUGAAAACCACAGCAAUCGAGCUCCGAGUGACCUCACUGAACCGCCAGCGCUCACACACACAGAGACUCCUGAACCUCCUCCUCGAUGACCAGCCACACACAUUACACACAGCAGAUGGAGAGACCGGCAUGGAGGAGGAGAACAGAUCAGUCAGUGGUUUUCUGCAGUUUGGCACCGUCUCCAAGGUGCGCAGGAGGCUGCUCAGUGUUUUGGAUGCCAUAGAUUUCAGUCAGGAGGCACCAGAGCUUCUGCAGCUGGACUUCUUUGAGCGCACUCAGAUCGAGCAGGUCAUCACUAACUGUGAACAUGUCAACGAGCAGGGACACACCGUCUGCAAUGUCAAGUUGCUGCAUCGAGUUUUAGUUGCAGAGAUCAAUGCACUACAGGGCAUGGCAGCCAUCGGGCAAAGACCACUGCUAAUGGAGGAGGUGAAUUCAGUCCUGCAGCAGGUGGUGGAGAGGAAUCGCGUGCGGCGCAGUCUCAGUGCCAAGCGUCAUGCUCUGCAGAGCUGGAGGAGUCUGGUGGAGACCAUCCUCACCGCCUGUCCUUCAGAACUCAUCCCUGCAGACCAGCGGCAGCUCAUCAUCAGAGAUCUGCUGCUUGACCUGCAUGACAAGGUGUUAUCAGAAGAUGCUGCUGGUGAACUGAUGCCAAUCGUAGCCGGAGCAGUCUUCACAUUAACAGCACACCUUAGCCAAUCAGUGCUCUCUGAACAGCAGGGGGUGGGGCCAGAGGGUGGCUCUGGAUCAGGAUUUGCAUCCAUUGCUAACUCCGCCCUUCACCUCAUCCUGAGGAAGCUGCUGGACUUUAUCUUGUGCACAGGUGGAGGCUUUCAGCGUCUCAGGGCUCAUUUGUAUGGAGCUCUGCUGUACUACCUGCAGAUCGCCCAGAAACCUGAGGAGCCAGAGACACUGCAGACAGGCACAUCCAUGUGGGAGCGUUUGACUGCCCCUGAAGAUUGCUUCUCCAAGCUACAGAGAGAAAACCUGUCCAUCAUCGAGAGCUAUGGCACUGCGCUAAUGGAAGUGGUGUGCAGAGACGCUUGUGAUGGCCAUGAGAUCGGCCGAAUGCUGGCUCUGGCCGUGUUAGACAGGGUGUUGUCUAUAGACAGGCAGUGUCAGUGGCUGGUGUACUUGUGUAACAGUGGUUACCUGCGUGUGCUGGUGGAGAGUUUAAAGCAGGAUGACGUUUCUUUGCAAACUCUUCUCACGCCUCAGCCGCCGCUGCUUAAACCGUUGUACAUCUACGAGUCCAAAAUGGCUCUGCUGACCCGCGUGGCCAAGACCGCUCAGGGUGCGAUGGAGCUGCUGCGCUGUGGUCUGGUCGCUCAGCUGGUGGAGUGUCAGGUGUUUCACAUGCUCCCUCAGAAUGACGCGCUCAGAGUGUUUGGGCAGAGAGAUCCUUCAGGGUUUAUUCCUAGUCCUCUGGAGCGAUACAGGCAGAUCCUGCUUCCUACACUCAGACUGAUGCAGGUCAUCUUGACCUCCACCACCGCACAGCACCAGCAGGGGGCAGCACAGGUGCUCCAGUGGCUUAUCGUUCAUUCGGAUGUCAUUCAGUCUAUUCUGCAUGGUCAGGACAUGAGCAUGGGCUCUUUACAGGAACUGUCUCUGCUCACUGCCAUCAUCAGCAAGACGGCACUGCCAGGAGCACUUGAGAUGGGACAGGAAAUCAACAGCGCUGCCCUCAUGGAGUUACAGGGACACAUCGGCAGAUUCCAGCGGCAGUCGUUGUCUCUGCUGGUGCGUCUGGUGGGCACUGAUCGCGCUCGCUACCUUAAGCAGAUUGAGGACACCGUUUCUCCCAGCAACCUAGCAGAAAAAAGAGAGGAAAUGGAGGUUGCCAUGCAACAGAUCUGUGCUAAUAUUAUGGAGUACUGCCAGACGCUGCUGCUGCAGAGCUCAUCUGAAGCCCAGUUCUCACUCUGUCUGUUCAGCCCAUCAGCAAGUGAACCAGCCGAUGUGUCCAUCCCCUCUGCCCGCGUGCCCAGUCUGGGGCUGGUUCUGCUCCUGCUGAAAAACAGCGCCAGCGACUUCUUCAGGUAUCACGACAGUCACAGACAGAGCCUGAACAAGCUGGAGCGAGUGGAGCAGCUUCCUCCUGAGGAACUCAAAGAGCUGUGCCAGGGUUUGGUGUCUGGUUCUGGUGGAGUGGAAAAGAUCUCAUCAGUGCAGAGAAACGUACUCGCCAAACGGAGACUCGUCCAGCUGGUCAACAACAGAGCCAAGCUUCUUGCCCUCUGCUCUUAUAUCAUUGAGACGUGUCUGUUUGUCAUCUGGCGCCACCUAGAGUUUUACUUGCUUUACUGCACUCCCACUGACCCCAAAGACUCACUGCUGCCAGGUUACAGAGGUCAGCUUUCUCUCAAGCUUCAGGAUUAUUUUCAGAUGCUGUUGAAUGACAUGGUUUCUUACCAGAUUGCUCUCUCUGCAGAUCCUGCAGGCAGCAGAGGAUUGAGCGUGUCGAGAGUGAGCCAGCAAGAUCUUGAACAGUUGCAGAGUGACAUGUCGAGCAGCUUCAGUGAGCCGCUGCAGAGGAAGCUGCUGGAGGUGGAGGGACUUUAUAGCAAAAGCCGCUCUCGUCACACCUUCAUCCAGGCCCUGACACGCAGGAUCCGCGGCCUCGUACACCACGCCAAAAGCUGAACUCCGGCAUGCAGAUUUUCUCUAAUUGUGAGAAAAGAAAAAUCUUUUGAAUUCGGUGUCUUUUUUUGCAGUUUUGAUGACUAUCAAUCCACACAUGAGGUUUUCUGCCUAUGAUAGUCGCUGUAUUGGCUUUCUGCUUUUUUCUAAUGUGGUCAUUAAAUGCUUUUCUAACAGACA
Messenger RNA from Danio rerio (zebrafish), 6250 nucleotides. The record is from RefSeq and is a predicted model, not a curated record. Lineage: Eukaryota; Metazoa; Chordata; Actinopteri; Cypriniformes; Danionidae.